Molecule: messenger RNA, 1299 nt
Organism: Ogataea haglerorum
Lineage: Eukaryota; Fungi; Ascomycota; Pichiomycetes; Pichiales; Pichiaceae
Exons: 1
Coding region: 1-1299 (432 amino acids)
Biological process (GO): maturation of SSU-rRNA
Cellular component (GO): nucleus; 90S preribosome
Source: RefSeq, a predicted model, not a curated record
AUGAAGGAGAACCUAAUUGGAAAACUGGAUUUGCUGCAGUUCCGGUACGAAAACUUGGAUCCCCCGCGGUUUCCGCUUUCUCGCAAGCUGGCAAAGUCCAAGAACGCGCACCAUGUGAAGCUUCUGAUGCUAUCUGAGGACGAAGCUUUCAAGAUGAUCAGACAAUUGAAAAGACAACUAUUCGAGCGCAAAUACCAUUCGGCAUAUCUCAAGUUAGAGCGCCUGCUGGGCGGACAAAUCAAGCAAGUGCUUAAAAACAAGACUACAAAACCCGAAGACCGCAUAUUGUACGAGAAGCUGGAGAGCGAGCUGGAUACCGUGAUAAAGCAGAAACUGACCAAGCUGGGGUCCAAGAUAUUUCACCGCGAAGAGGUGCGCGAAGUCCCGCCAACAUCGUUUUGGGAGGACCGUGAGAAACUGAAAGGGCACACAUACGAGACGGAACUAAAUAAUCUCGUGUCCAAGCUGUUCAACAAAAACACAGUCAAGGAGGUGGUGCAGCAGACAGAACACAAUUUCAAGCUGGUUCUUGGCGUUGACAAGAGAGAAAAGAAGCCCGAGACUGCUAAGCGGAGCGAAAGUGAGGAAAAAACGCCGAAGGACGAGUCUGAUAGCUCUGCUGACGAGUCUGACGAAGUGAGCGUUUCUGAGGACACCGAGAGCUCUGACGAUGAGAAACUAGAUACAAUCUAUUCGAACUACAAAUCCAUGGUGGCGGGGUCGUCGGACGAGGACGAGGACGAGCCUGAAGAGGGCGUGGAUUACAACGAGGUCACAGACGAGGAGCCGAGCGAACAGUCAAGCGAGUUUGACGGCGAGCAGCCGGACUACGAGACGGCAAAGGCCGAGCGCAAAAAGCUGAGCAACGACGACUUCUUCAGCGAGCUCCAGCUGCCUGCUUUGGCCGGCGGGUACUACUCUGGCGGCGAGGACGAGGAGGAGCUGGAGCAGGCCGAAAAAGACAUGAAAAAGCUGGCCAAGGAGCGCAAGAACAGACGGGGACAACGGGCUCGUCAGAAAAUCUGGGAGAAGAAGUACGGCAAGAACGCGAACCACAUCAAGAAGGAGCGCGAGCGAGUGCAAUCUGAGAGAGAAAAGCAGCGUCUGGCGUACGAGGAACGGGUCAGGAAGCGAGCCGAGAAAAAGAAGCAGGAGGAGGAGAAGAAAAAGCAGGAUCGGGAGAAGCUGAACAAGCCGGCCGCGGCCGACAAAAUGCAUCCGUCGUGGGAGGCCAAGCGGAAGGCCGAGGAGGCGCUGAAAAACGCCAAGUUCCAGGGAAAGAAGGUGAAGUUUGAGUAG